UCAGUGUUCGCCGCCAGAGAUCGAUCGCUAGCACUAGCCACAGAUGCGUGACGAGGGCAUGUCGCUCCCCGCCGCGGCACUCGCAAUGGCGGUGGUAUCUAGCAUGUGUCUUUCAGAUCACGCGACCGCGUUCGUGCAGGUCCCACCUCUGUGGUCCCAGCAACAGCAGCAGCAGCAGCGCCUUGCGCCGGCCGCGCAGCAACGUCAAGGUUUGGUGCGGCCUCGAUCGACAGCCACAACGGCGUCUAUGACGGAGGAAGCCUUAGGUGGCAGUGCCAGCGGUCUUCCUCGGGUGCUGUGCCACGGCGAGAUUCUGUUCGACUGCAUCGCUAAUCCGGAGGCCGCCGGCUGGGAGCUGGGCAGGGUCGAACAGAGCGCCGCGUGGACACCGUAUCCGGGGGGGGCUCCUGCGAACGUGGCCUGCGCGCUGGCCAAGCUGGGCGUCCCUGCGAGCUUCGUGGGCGCGGUCGGCCGGGAUGAAGACGGCGACAAGCUCCUGCAGGUGCUGGAGUCAUCGGGAGUCGGCACGGAGCUAGCCGCCAGGGUCGACGACCGCCCGACUAGAACGGUAAUGGUUACGAGGGGCGAGGACGGUGACCGGACGUUCGCUGGGUUCGGUGGCGGAAAGGCGUCCGACUCUUUUGCCGACUGCGAGCACAGGCUGUCGGAGUCGGAGGAAAUGGCGAAGGGUCUGCUUGAGCCGGGGUCCUGGCUGGUGCAAGGGACACUCGGGUUGGCCUACCCAGGGUCCUACGAGAGCCACGUCUGCCUGGCUGAAUGGGCGAAGGAGGCCGGGGCUGUGCGGUACCUCGACAUCAACUGGCGGCCGGUAUUCUGGGAGCUCGCGGCGGGAGGGGACGGGGGUGAUGACUACGAGUCGCUGGCGAGGGAGCGCAUCAUGGACUUUUCCCUCACCGCGGACGUGGUGAAGCUCACGGACGAGGAGGCGGAGUGGCUGUGCGGGAUUCCCGGCGAGGUGGCGCUUCGAGACCCGCCUUGUCUGCAGAGGUUCUUUCCGGCGGCUAAGGCAAUCCUCGUCACGGCAGGGGAAAAGGGAGCGGCGUACGCCAUGGGGGGACAGACGGGGUUCAUCCCCGUAUUCGAAGGCCUGAAGGUGGUGGAAACCACGGGAGCCGGGGACGCCUUCUCGGCCGGCUUCAUCUCCGAAGCGAUCAAGCUCUUGUCUUCGGAAGAAGCCGGCUUGUCGCCAGCGGGUUUGGAGGGUAUUGGGGGGAGAGCGAGAGACAUGGUUCGGUUUGCUUCGGCUGUGGGCGCCCUGACGUGCUGCGGGGACGGCGCGAUCAAGCCCCAGCCGCUCCACGGCGAUGUACUAGCGCUGCUGCAGCAGUCUAGCGUGGGUUCGGAGUGAUGAUGGCGGAAGGGGUGACUGGCAGUCUUGUGGCGAACGAUUGUCGUUCUGUUUUUUUUUUUUUUGUCUGGUUGGUGGCGCAUGCGUACAACAAGGGCCGCUGCGAUCCGUUUUGUAAGUGUGUGUGCUGCGCGGUUGGGGGCUAAGCUGUGGCAGUUCGCCUGCGACAAGGCUGUGCCUCGUGCCUGCCGAUCUGCGCACGGGUCAACAUCGCCUUUCACCCAUCGCCGCUGGUGUAUUGUGCUGGGUCUAUCUCUUGUGCCACGUCCUUUUUUUUGCUUUUCUUAGCGAUAACACACCGAAUAAACUCAUCUCCCAUCAACGGAUCAUGGUCCAGGGUGCGUGCGGUGUAGCAGUGACAUCAUGGUGGUGCAUGGCCAGCCUGCGUUUCUAGACAAACAUCUCCAGCAGCAUGUGUUACACCGCGAAAAACGAACGAGUUGACGCGGCAACAACAAACAGCAGAAGAAAUGAUUCGUGUGUCUAUGCCCAUUGUGAUAGCAACUCG
This is a messenger RNA of Ectocarpus sp. CCAP 1310/34, 1877 nucleotides long. The record is from the annotation of a GenBank genome assembly. NCBI's taxonomy places the organism in Eukaryota, Phaeophyceae, Ectocarpales, Ectocarpaceae.